Messenger RNA from Procambarus clarkii (red swamp crayfish), 939 nucleotides. The record is from RefSeq and is a predicted model, not a curated record. NCBI's taxonomy places the organism in Eukaryota, Metazoa, Arthropoda, Malacostraca, Decapoda, Cambaridae.
AUGACAGAUUUAGACCACCAAAUACCAGCAGGUGUCAUGGACCAUGAGGGCCACCAUCAGGAUAACAUCAGCAGCAUAUGCGACGCUGGCAAAUAUGGAGGCCGAGAUGGAGGCCGAGAUGGAGGCCAGGAUGGAGGCCAAGAUGGAGGCCGAGAUGGAGGCCAGGAUGGAGGCCAGGAUGGAGGCCAGGAUGGAGGCCGAGAUGGAGGCCGAGAUGGAGGCCAGGAUGGAGGCCAGGAUGGAGGCCAGGAUGGAGGCCAGGAUGGAGGCCGAGAUGGAGGCCAGGAUGGAGGCCAGGAUGGAGGCCGUGAUUUAGGCCAGGAUGGAGGCCGUGAUUUAGGCCAGGAUGGAGGCCAGGAUGGAGGCCGAGAUGGAGGCCAGGAUGGAGGCCGUGAUUUAGGCCAGGAUGGAGGCCGAGAUAGAGGCCAGGAUGGAGGCCAGGAUGGAGGCCAGGAUGGAGGCCGAGAUGGAGGCCAGGAUGGAGGCCAGGAUGGAGGCCAGGAUGGAGGCCGAGAUGGAGGCCGAGAUGGAGGCCAGGAUGGAGGCCAGGAUGGAGGCCGAGAUGGAGGCCAGGAUGGAGGCCGUGAUUUAGGCCAGGAUGGAGGCCAGGAUGGAGGCCGUGAUUUAGGCCAGGAUGGAGGCCGAGAUGGAGGCCAGGAUGGAGGCCGUGAUUUAGGCCAGGAUGGAGGCCAGGAUGGAGGCCGAGAUGGAGGCCAGGAUGGAGGCCAGGAUGGAGGCCGUGAUUUAGGCCAGGAUGGAGGCCAGGAUGGAGGCCGUGAUUUAGGCCAGGAUGGAGGCCAGGAUGGAGGCCAGGAUGGAGGCCGUGAUUUAGGCCAGGAUGGAGGCCAGGAUGGAGGCCGAGAUGGAGGCCAGGAUGGAGGCCGUGAUUUAGGCCAGGAUGGAGGCCGUGAUGGAGGCCAGGAUGGAGGCCGAGAUUGA